This is a messenger RNA of Suillus clintonianus, 1701 nucleotides long. Its product is annotated as Leo1-like protein-domain-containing protein. Gene Ontology annotation, molecular function: RNA polymerase II C-terminal domain phosphoserine binding. NCBI's taxonomy places the organism in Eukaryota, Fungi, Basidiomycota, Agaricomycetes, Boletales, Suillaceae. The transcript has 4 exons. Bases 58 to 1692 code for a protein of 544 amino acids. Gene Ontology annotation, biological process: positive regulation of transcription elongation by RNA polymerase II; transcription elongation by RNA polymerase II. Gene Ontology annotation, cellular component: Cdc73/Paf1 complex; nucleus. The record is from RefSeq and is a predicted model, not a curated record.
GUUCAGUUCAACGCUCAAGCUCAAGUCGCGCUCGAAGGGACAAGCUACUGAGUUCAUAUGUCAUCCCUCGCUGGCGCCCUGGACCAUCCCGCAAGCUACACUCAUGGGUUUUCGGCAGAACUAUCAUCUGUCAUCCCAGGAGGAUUCAAUCACCAAGACGUGGACAUGAAGCCCCCGAGCACUGACGUUCUUCCGAAGGAGGAAGAGGAUACCGCGCAAGUUUCUGGGGUGCUUGAAGACGGAGCCCAAGAAGAAGAAAUGGAAGAUCUCUUUGGAAACGAGGUAGAUGAAAAGCAUGACGUUGCAGAUUCGAAAUCAGACAGUGCCCCUGCCGUUACCCCCGCUGAAUCUGGGUUUGAGUCCGACGAUAUCUCACAGACGGAGAAAGAACACCGACAAGCACUCGAAUAUCUGGAACCUGAAGAGCCCGGUGUCGUCGUGGAAGAGGUCCGAGAAGCUGAUGUGCGCAUUCCCAACAUCCCGGUUCCAAAGAGCUCAGAUGGGGAUCACUGGGCAAUUAGAAUGCCAACAUUUGUCAAAAUGGACUCAAAGCCGUUUCAUCCGGACACGUACAUUGGUCCAGAGCACGAGGAGGACGAUAGCCACCAUAAUGAGAGCAUCCGUGAGAAGAGCAUGUCUAUCAAGCUCAAAGUCGAAAAUACUGUACGCUGGCGGUGGACAAAAGAUGAACUUGGUCAAGAUAAAAGGCAGUCGAACAGUCGCGUGAUUCGUUGGUCUGAUGGUUCUCUCAGCCUGAGAUUAGGCAAGGAGCUGUUUGAUAUUACCAAGACUGUCGACACAUCCGGCGGCAUCGUACGCCAAUCACUAGGAGGCACUCAGCAGUCACAGGCAUCACAGAGCCAGCCGGCAGCAUCACAAAACAUUCUCUCUAACUCAAGAUCUCAAGGUCUAACAUAUCUGGUCGCACAACACAAGCGAUCAGAGGUACUGCAAGCGGAAGCUGUCGUCACAGGGUAUAUGACACUGCGACCGACAGGCAUGCAGUCCGAAACGCAUCGUAUGCUGGUGCGUGCGGUUGGUCAGAAACAUAACAAGGUGGCACGACUACGUAUGGCCCCCGAUCCAACCAUGGACCCUGAGCGCGAAAAGAUGGAGUUGAUGAAGCAAUCGGCUCGAAAAUCCAAAAAGAAAACUGACGAUACUGGAUUUGGUGUUCGUAAAAAGAGGUAUAGUCAAUCAAGGAAAAGGCAGGGACACGAUAUCUGGUCGGAAGAUGAAGAAGAACCGGAGUAUGAAGGUUCAGAGGAUGACGAUGAUUUGGGUGCUUCCAAACGGAAAACAGAUGAACAAAAGAAAAGGGGUCCCGGCGAAUAUCAAGAGGACGAUUUCGUGGUGGCGGAUGAGUCAGACGAUGACGCGGAGUUUGAUGGUGAGGCUAGGUCCAAGAAGAAACGGAAACACCGAGAGGAGGAAGAAGAAGAUCCUCUGGAUCAGCUUGAUGCUAAAAUUAUUCAGCGCCAGCAAGAUGAUCGGAAGCGGAAACACCAAGACGUUGGAAACGACGGGGGGACGACGGAGGCAGGGGAUGAUGGCGCAGAGGCAGGGGAUGAUGAUGGCGACCAAGACAUGGACAUCGAAAGCGAGGAAGAAGAAGAGGAGCAUAGGGUCCGUAAAGCUGGGUCUGGUGCACGUAAAAAGAGAACGAUGGCGCUCGACGACGACGACGAAUAAUUUGCCGCC